UCCCUGCUUCUUUCCCAGAGCGCCCCUGUUUUCUUGUUUGGCUAAAGAUGGCGUUAGCGGCUAACACAGGCGAUUGCAUUUUGUGUCACACAAACUAUUUGGACAGUUGCGGCACAGCAGCUAGUAAUCAUAGCUUUGCCUCGUCACUCGGUGUGUGAAAAUAUGUUACAUUGGACAGACACGCGUCAGGGUGCCCGGAAAACGAUUGGCUGGCCUUCGACACGACAUAGGCCUGUUUUGCGGGAAGCGGAGGGAAAGCGAUCGGAACUCUAUUUCCCAUCAGCAACCGCAGCAUCAGGUGGUACAAGUUUUUUUUCCUCUACCGCAAUAUGUAGUUUUCCAGCCAUGUGAGCGUCUUUUAUUUGGUUUUUUGUUUUUUAAAAGAAUCUAUGACCUCAGUCGAAGCAUCAAUGGACCUAAAAAUGUAAUGAAAUGCUCUUAAAAGCCUCCAAACGGUGGUAUGUGUUGUAUAAAUGAAAUCUUAAACAAAAGUGACGCACAAAAUUAAGCCGAGAGGCUACCUGUAAAAAGAACCAUGACUGCUUUACCUAUGCAAUGUGGCCGAAAGGCUUCUCGAGCACCUUCCAGCAGGGAAGGUUCUCUGUCAGCGCCAGAGUCCUCCUUGACCUGGUGCUUGACCCACCUGAGCAAGCCCCCACCUGACUUUCAAAGUGAACUGGAAAAAAGGUUCAGAUUCUCCCAGUGGCGAGCUUUGGUGGCCAUCCGAACACAGCACAUAAAGGGGGACAAGGCCGGCAUCACCCGCUUUCGGGCUCAGGGGGGACUGCGGCCCUUGCUGGACCUACUCGGCCAACCGGGGUGCUCCAGGAAGACUUUGGACCUGACCCUCAGCAUCCUGGCCAACUGCUGCACUGAGCUGGAGACGCGCAUUGAGGUUCGCAAGCUUGACGGAAUAAAUAUUAUUGUGGACGUGAUGAAGAAGAACGUGGCCCAGGAAACCAUCCAGAACCGAGCCGCACGGGCUUUGGGGAACCUGGCCAUGGAUUCUGAGAGUUCGGCGCUCAUUCACUCAGCCAGUGGCGUUCCUCUCCUCCUCAUGUGCUUGUCUUUGUCAUCCGCCCCGUCGUCGCCCACCGCUGCGCCGCCCAAAGAGGCCUGCCCCAAACUGGAGUGCGCCCAGUCGGCCUCGCGGGCGCUCCUCUACCUCUCGGACACGCCCGCCAACCGCCUGUCUCUGCUCACUCAGGGCGCCCUCUCGGCCCUUGCCCCUCUCAUCGCUCCGGAGUACCCUCAAAACCUGCGGCGAGCGGCCCUCAGGACUCUCCACGAGCUCACCCGAGGCUGCGGCCCCGAAUGUGCCAAGGAGGUGUCCCGCUCGGGGGUCUUGGCGCAGCUGGGCGUCAUUGUGUCCGGAGAGGCCGAGAAGCCCUUGGAGGAGCUGGCUCUGAAGACUUUGGCCAACUUGUGCUCCCAAGGAUGCCUUCGUCCCUUGGUGGGCUCCCUGGGGGUAAUCCCCAAGUUCACAGCGGAGGCAAAGAAGGACCCCCUCAAGUCGGGGGUCUUCCUUAAGGCGCUGUGCCUCUGCUGCAAGGAGGCGGUCAAUCGCGUCAAGGUGAAAGAGAGCGGCGGGCUGGAAGCGCUGGUGGGCUUUCUGGCAGCGCACCCGGGUCACCCCCUAGCCCGGCUCGCCAUUCUGGCCUGUGUGGACUUUGUCUUCGACGAGUCGGCCGUGGAGCAGCUGCAGGAGUUGGGGCUGGUCCCCCUGCUGGUGGCCCGGCUGGAGGAGCUCAACACGGGUGAGCAGACGGACUCAGCCGGCACCUCGGCGGGUUCGUCUCAUGGCGAGCUCCUGUCGUCGUCGUGUUUGGACUCAUUCGACUUUGCGCCUUUCGAGGACUGCAAGAAGGAGGAGGUCAACAGGGAACAAGGCUCCUCAAGCUUUUUGAGUCUCAGGUCGUGGCUGCUGUCCGAGGGUAUGAUCUCCUCCGAAGAAGACUUGCUGGAUUCCUCGAGCAGCGCAGAUGGCGACUGGGCGGCAUCACCCCCUCAAAGCUCACCGAACCCCGAAAGCCCCGCCCCGCUUAAAACCUGCUCCUCUUUCAACGCCGCUACCUCAAAGAACGAUGCUCCCAACUCCUCGUCGACGCCGAUGAAAGCCGGUGAUCCGCCCCCCCGGACCCCCCCUGUUGUCUCGCCCUCCUCAAAAGCCGCUCACCCAGCCUCCCCUCCCAAGUUCUCUUCACCCCACAGAAGGCGGCAGCGGGCGUACUUGACACUUUCCCCCACGGCGAAGCUCGCCGUCGACACGCCGCCAUCGGUGCCUCGGCGCUUCGCUUACCAGCACCCGUACCACCCCGAACCCUGGACACCCGAAUCGCCCGUGCUUCUGCUGCUGUCUCGUUUCUCCCACGGCGCCGACCCCAGCCCCGCCCUGGUCACCUCUGGCGCCGUGCGGGGCCUGCUGCGAUACCUCGGUCAGCACCGGGACCGCAGCAGUCGCUGCUUCCGCCUGCUGUGUCGCCUCACCUGCAACCCCAGCUGCCUCCAGGCGCUCCUCCGCACCGGAGCGGUGGCGCUCAUCCACCACCACCUCUGCCAGAGGGACGGCGUGAAAGCCAAGGUUAAACAGCUCGGCGGGACUCUCCUCAACAAUCUGCACAUCCAAUGCGAGUCGGCGUUUGGCGCGGGGGUUCUCUCACACGUCAUGCUAUCGGGCUCCGAGUCAGACCGAGUCAACUGCGCGCUGUCUCUGCCUUUAAUUAGCAGCAACAAGCCCCUGUUGCGGAGACUCCUCCUGGACUCCGGCAGCCUUCUCUUGGCCCUGCAGCCUCUCAGUUGCUGCGACGAUAUGGACACCCACACCGCCGAUUGUAGACGUCUGCUUUCCACCUGGCCGGACGCCUCACUCCACUCGCUCUACUCCUCCCUCCUGAUUGGCUGCCUGUCUUCCCUGGUGUCCAGUGUCCAACUGCUCCCUGAUGCCGGACGCUUGAUGAAACUCCGUCAAAGUGAAUCAGCGGCACCCCCUCCCUCUAAGAAGCCCCGUCACGUUCGCGUCUGCCCGUACAUCACUUCCAACUUUGACCUCCUGCUGAUUCUGGAUGACGGGGCCGAGGUCCCGGCCAACAGGGAGGCCGUGGCCGGGUCUGGUUCUGAGUACUUCAGGGCUCUGCUGAAAGGCGGUUUCGGCGAAGCCAAAUCCAGACAAGCCAUCCGCAUUAAAGACGUGACCGAAGGCAUGCUGGUACCGGUGCUGCACCACCUGCACGGGUGCCGGACGGCGGCAUCGAGCCAGGCGGACGAGUGCCAGUUUUUGGACUCGUUGAUACUCGAGGGGCUUGCUCGCUGCCAGUCGGAGGAUUUGUCCUUCCAGAAAUCUCCAUUAGGUGAGACCUUGAUGGGAGCGUGUCGAUUCAUGGCCACGGAGCUUCAAAGAGAAAUGGAGGAGCUCUGUGUGGUUUGUCUUCUGUUGACCAUGGUCGAAGAUCAUGCGGCAGGAGGAGAACAGGACAGCACUGAGGAGCACCUGGCCAGCAGGACGUCGGAGAUGGACCUGACUUGCGUUCAACUGCAAAUCGAGACUCUUUUAGAAAAGAGCAUGAAGACAACGACUUUCUUGAACAAAAAAGAGAGCAAAAACAUCCCAGCAAGGAAAGUUGAGGCUAUUUGUCAAAUUCAAAGUUUGAAAACCUGCUCAGAAAAAGAGAAGUCAGAGUUGGAAAGCUCAGCUCGGAAAGCAGAACUUACGGACUCCCUUCAACCGACGGGGAAAGAACCAGGAAGGGGUACGCGAGGGGUCCCGUCUGCACUUUUGCCGCAGGUGUACUGCUUGGCGCAGCGCUACAAUUACCCGGCGCUGCGUCGAGCCUGCCUGGCGUUGCUGCUGGGCUGUCGGGACGUGGGUCGGCAGCCACGCUUCUCAGCAGACGAGGCUGCCGACUGCCUGCGAGAGACCGCCAGGCAGGCCGACUGCGUUGACACGCUCAAGCAGGAUCUUCGCGGUCUGGCUGCAGACGCGCUAAGCUGAGAACCCAAGAAAGAUUGUAUGCGUGUUUUUGUUUUCUUUUGGAGGGGACUGCAUUCUUUUUUUCUUCCAUUUUCUUCUGCCACCUCAUCAAGUAUCACUGAAGAUUCUUUGGCAUAUUGUGUGAAGUUUGGAAAUCUGUAAGGAUUUUAAUGCUACCUCUUCACUCAACCUUGGACAUAAUUUUGUGAGACAUUAAUAAUUUCAUACGUCAUACUUCAGGACAGAUUUUCUUUCAUCAAAGGAUAAUUGUAAAUUUAUAUUAUUUAGGAUUAGUUAUACCUUAAACUAUGAGUAAUGGGCAGUUAAAAUUGUAAGUAAAUUUUAUGGGGACACCUUGAUGAAUUCAAGGCUGUCUCAUAAUUGGCGAUGACAUACAGUACUUCCGUUUGUUUUGGGAUUUUCUUUUAAUGAGGUAAAGGUCUGUCUCUGUUGCUUUUGUUUCAACUUGUUUUGCUGGAAGUACGACGACAAUCAACCUCAUGUCUUCUUUAUUUUGUACAUAGUGAUCAUACGGAGAUGGUGUAGAUUUCACCUGCACGGUAUCAACUCCGUGCCACUGAAAUAUAAAGAUUUACGACACUUGC
This is a messenger RNA of Syngnathus acus (greater pipefish), 4572 nucleotides long. RefSeq names its product armadillo repeat containing 5 (gene armc5). The transcript is spliced from 7 exons. Gene Ontology annotation, cellular component: cytosol. NCBI's taxonomy places the organism in Eukaryota, Metazoa, Chordata, Actinopteri, Syngnathiformes, Syngnathidae. Gene Ontology annotation, molecular function: protein binding. Gene Ontology annotation, biological process: anatomical structure morphogenesis. The record is from RefSeq and is a predicted model, not a curated record. Bases 536 to 3988 code for a protein of 1150 amino acids.